Molecule: messenger RNA, 1529 nt
Organism: Juglans regia (Persian walnut)
Lineage: Eukaryota; Viridiplantae; Streptophyta; Magnoliopsida; Fagales; Juglandaceae
Product: probable galacturonosyltransferase 14
Exons: 3
Coding region: 423-770 (115 amino acids)
Source: RefSeq, a predicted model, not a curated record
UUUUCCCACAAUAUAACAGUCAGAACCUCUCUCUCUUCCCUCGAUUUUCUCUUUGUUUGCCACCGAUAGCUUGGCUUUCCCUCGGUUUCUUGGUUCUCUCUCUUCCCUCGAUUUCCUUUUCUCUCUGUUCCCUUGUAUCUUUCUCUCCGUGUGAAGCACUCUUUGAUCUAUGGAAGAAAAAGCUGGUCCAAACCCAGGAGCCCAAUUUGGUUGUUUGUAUCAAUAGAUGAACCAUUUGCUUAUCUUCCAAUGCGGUCUUGUAGAAUACCAACAAGAAACAGACACUUGAGCGGAAAAACCCAGAGAAAUAGAUCUGAAUUUAGUUCAAGUCGGUGCGGGAUAGGAUCUGAUGUUGAGGAUUUUGAGGCCAUUGGUGGAGGAUUUCUUUUCCUUAUCAAUAGCAUUCCAUCUUUGGUGGACCCAUGACUUUAUUCUCACUCCUAUGCUUCAGAUUGUUUAAGCAGGCUUUUGGGACCAAGAGACAGGUUAGAGACUUUUACAAGAUUCUUAACCAAGUGAACACUGAGGAAAUCCCGCAUGGUCAACUUGUUUACGAAAUGAAGAUCAGCCAGUAUGAUGCAAGCACCUUUGCUUUCAAGUUAAGGGCAAUGGUUUGGCUCUUCCCGAUUUUCAGUGAUAUCAACUUGAUCUUCUACACGCCCCCUCAAUCUGUAGGGGAGAUCACGUACAAUCAGAUUGAAUUGAACAUUUUUGAACUUGCUUGGUGGCAACGGUUUUGUCAAGGCAUUUGCCAGCUGAUCACGACUUGAGAUAAAUUGCACGAAUAAUUGCUUGCGAGACAUUUGAUCCCUAACAAAGUGGAAAUCGAUUUCGAUGUGUUUUGUUCAAGCAUGAAACACUAGAUUUGAUGAGAGGUAAGUUACACCAAUAUUGUCACACCAAAGCACAAGCGGUUGACGUACAGAGAUGCCAAGCUUGGAUAAAAUGGACUUGAUCCAUGUGAUUUCGGUUGCAGUGUUUGCAAGAUAUAUGUAUUCAGCCUCAGUGCUGCUUCGGGUCACUAUUUGUUGUUGUUUGCAGCUCCAUGAAAUUAGAUUAGGUCCUUGAAAAAUGCAAUAGGCACCAACAGAUCUUCUAUCAUUUUUAUCAGCCGCCCAAUCCGAGUCUGAAUAGGCUUGGAGUCACAGAUAUGCUGCUUUGGUGAUCAAGAGGCCUAUUGAAACCGUGUGUUUGAGAUAUCUAAGUAUUCGUUUAAUGGCUUGCCAAUGUGAUUCCAUAGGCUUAUGCAUGAACUUACUUACUUUGUGAACUGUAAAUGCCAAAUCAAGCCUCGUAAAAGCUAAGUAUUGCAUGCUACCGACGAUACUUCGAUAUAAACCCACAUCAGUACAUGGAGUGCCAUCAGUUGCAGUAAGAUGACAUGUAGAAGCCAUUGGAGUGGUACACAGUUUAGCUUUAUCCAUGUUGCUUCUUUUCAGUAAAUCAACUACAUACUUUCGUUGAGUGAGAUAAAGUCCCUCUGAGCUUCGAACAGCUUCAACCCCGAGAAAGAAGUGGAGAUCUCCCAG